Molecule: messenger RNA, 3866 nt
Organism: Fusarium verticillioides 7600
Lineage: Eukaryota; Fungi; Ascomycota; Sordariomycetes; Hypocreales; Nectriaceae
Product: elongation factor 3
Exons: 2
Coding region: 368-3535 (1055 amino acids)
Molecular function (GO): translation elongation factor activity; ATP hydrolysis activity; ATP binding
Source: RefSeq, a predicted model, not a curated record
AAUUUUGGUGCCCAGAGGCAAACUAUGUUGGAAAAAAUUUGUGAGCGCAUAAAAAAUUGGCCCCUCUCUUCUUUUUAACACUCCAUCUCCCUCCCUCCAUCCUCUCACUCCCAUUCUCUUUCUUCCUCCUCCAUCGAUCUCCGGUCGUCCUCCUCCAGACGAACCUCUCUUACUUUCUUUACUCGCGUUCUAGUUUGUUCUUCGGACUUACCUCCAUUGAACGAACACCGCUCCCUCAUUCAAGAGGAAUUUCCCAUCAUCGCCGAAUAAUUCAGAGUCGACUCCUCCAUCGAUCUCUGUAACCUCGACGACCUCUUCUCUUUUCUUAUACCCCAUCAAAAAAAGAAAAUCCCUAUACAUCGACAUCAUGCCUACCGAGAACCAGCAGUCGAUCAAGGUCUUGGACGAGCUUUUCCAGAAGCUCACCGUGUCCAAGGAGUCCGCUGAUAUCAAGGAGUCCUCCAACGAGCUGGCCUCUUUCAUCAACGGCCGCAUCGGCGACCAGGUCGUCCCUGAUAAUGUCAUCGAGGGCCUGAAGAAGCAGCUCGCCAACAAGAAGGACGCCGUCGCCCGUGAGAAGGCUUGCGUCGCCAUUGAGGCUAUUGCUUCUCACUCCGAGGUCUCCGCUUCCGUCGAGCCCUACCUCGUCGUCCUCCUCCCCAGUGUUCUUGCCGCCGUUGGCGACAAGAUCACCGCUGUCAAGAAUGCUGCUCAGAGCGCCGUUCUCGCCAUCGCUGGCGGCAUCAACGCCAACGCUGUCAAGGCUGCUCUUCCUUACGUCAUGGAGUCUAUCCGAACCGCCCAGAAGUGGCCUGAGAAGAUGGCUGCUCUCGACUUCGUCGAGGCUCUCGUCAAGAGCUCUCCUGCCCAGCUCGCCUACCGUGUCCCUGAGCUCAUUCCCGUCAUCUCCGAGUCCAUGUGGGACACCAAGAAGGAGGUCAAGGAGCGUGCCUACAAGACCAUGGAGCAGCUUUGCCAGCUGAUUGUCAACAAGGAUAUUGAGCGCUUCAUUCCCGAGCUCAUCAAGUGCAUCGCCAAGCCUGAGAACGUUCCCGAGACCGUUCACUUGCUCGGUGCCACCACUUUCGUCACUGAGGUCCAGGAGCCCACUCUUGCCCUCAUGGUUCCCCUUCUGGAUCGUGGUCUGGCUGAGCGUGACACCGCUAUCAAGCGAAAGUCCGCUGUCAUUGUUGACAACAUGUGCAAGCUCGUCGACGACCCCAACAUCGUUGCUCCUUUCUUGCCUAAGAUGAUGCCAGGUCUCCAGAAGAACUACGAGAACUUGGCUGACCCCGAGGCUCGUGACAAGACCAAGCAGGCUCUUGACACUCUCACCCGUGUCGGUAACAUCAAAGACGGUGUCAUCCCUGAGGCUCGUCACGACGGUGCCAUCAAUGUCAUCCUCCCCAAGGUCAAGGCCGCCCUCUCCCCCAAGUUCGCCAACUACGUUGAGAAGAUGGGCCCCGUUGCUGAGUACAUCGCUGCUAUCGCUGGUCAGCUUGUUGACGAGAAGGAGACCGAGUCCAUGAUCUGGGUCGACAACCUCAAGGCCUACGUCUCUGUCAUUGCUGGCAUUGACAACUCUGAGUCUCUCGUCGAGGCCAUCCGCAAGACUGCUCUUCCCGGUGCCGUCGCCGAGGCCGAGGCCGAGGAGGAUGAGGAGGAGGGUGAGGAUCUUUGCAACUGUACCUUCUCUCUUGCCUACGGUGCCAAGAUUCUUCUCAACCAGACUCAUCUCCGCCUCAAGCGUGGUCAGCGUUACGGUCUUUGCGGUCCCAACGGUUCCGGAAAGUCCACUCUCAUGCGCGCCAUCAACAACGAGCAGGUUGAGGGUUUCCCUAAGCAGAGCGAGGUCAAGACUGUCUUCGUCGAGCACGACCUUGACUCCGCUGAUACUGAGAUGACCACCAUUGACUGGACCAUGAAGAAGCUCGAGGAGGCUGGUGUCACCACCACCCAGGCUGAUGUCGAGAAGCAGCUCAUCGAGUUCGGCUUCACUGAGCAGAUGAUCAAGGGUGAGAUCAGCGCCCUUUCUGGUGGUUGGAAGAUGAAGCUCGCUCUGUGCCGUGCCGUCUUCGAGGCUCCCGAUAUUCUGCUUCUUGACGAGCCUACCAACCAUUUGGAUGUGAAGAACGUUAAGUGGCUCGAGGAGUACCUCAUCAACUCUCCUUGCACUUCCAUCAUCGUCUCUCACGACUCUGGUUUCCUCGACAACGUCUGCCAGCACAUCGUCCACUACGAGCGCUUCAAGCUCAAGCGCUACAAGGGUAACCUGGCUGCCUUCGUCGCCCGCAACCCCUCUGCCAAGUCUUACUACGAGCUUGGUGAAUCCGAGAUGGAGUUCACUUUCCCUGAGCCCGGUUUCCUCGAGGGUGUCAAGACCAAGGCCAAGGCCAUUCUCCGUGCCACCAACAUGUCCUUCCAGUACCCUGGUACCUCCAAGCCUCAGAUCCAGGAUAUCUCCUUCCAGUGCUCUCUGGGCUCCCGUAUUGCCGUCAUCGGUCCCAACGGUGCUGGCAAGUCUACUCUGAUCAAUGUGCUCACUGGUGAGCUCAUUCCCACUCAGGGUGAGAUCUACCAGCACGAGAACAUCCGUAUCGCCUACAUCAAGCAGCAUGCUUUCGCUCACAUCGAUAACCAUCUCGACAAGACUCCUUCAGAGUACAUUCAAUGGCGAUUCCAGACUGGUGAGGAUCGUGAGACCAUGGACCGUGCCAACAAGGUCAUCACCGAGGCCGACGAGAAGGCCAUGGACAAGAUCUUCCGCAUUGAGGGCUCUCAGCGUCGUGUUAUCGGCAUCAACAGCCGAAGAAAGUUCAAGAACUCUUACGAGUACGAGUGUUCGUUCGCUCUUGGUGAGAACGUUGGCAUGAAGAACGAGCGAUGGACUCCCAUGAUGACUGCUGACAACGCCUGGUUGCCCCGAAACGAGCUUCUGGCUUCUCACCAGAAGAUGGUUGCUGAUGUCGAUAUGAAGGAGGCUCUUGCCUCUGGUCAGUUCCGACCUCUGGUCCGAAAGGAGAUUGAGUCUCACUGCGCCAACUUCGGUCUCGAUGCUGAGCUUGUUUCUCACUCUCGCAUGCGUGGUCUGUCUGGUGGUCAGCGUGUCAAGACUGUCCUUGCCGCUUGCUCUUGGCAGCGACCUCAUCUUAUUGUCCUUGACGAGCCUACCAACUAUCUCGAUCGUGACUCUCUCGGUGCCCUGUCCAAGGCCCUGAAGAAGUUCGAGGGUGGUGUCAUCAUCAUUACUCACUCUGCCGAGUUCACCAAGGACUUGACUGAGGAAGUCUGGGCUGUCAUGGACGGCAAGAUGACACCUUCCGGCCACAACUGGGUCCAGGGCCAGGGUUCUGGUCCUCGUCUCAAGGCUGACGAUGGUGAUGAGGAGGAGAAGUUCGAUGCCAUGGGUAACAAGAUUGUCACCACCAAGAAGAAGGUCAAGCUGAGCUCUUCUGAGGCACGAAAGAAGAAGAAGGAGCGUAUGGCCCGCCGAAAGCGUGGUGAGGAGGUGUUCAGUGACGAGGAUGAUCUGUAAACGCAUAUAUUCCGCGACACCUUUACUCUACCAUGUCUUGUGACGACUUCUCUUGAUGACUACAUACCAUUUUCCUUUGUCAUGCGUUGAUCAAAAAAAAGUUACGGGUGCGUCUUUGGUAAUGGAUGACUGCACUUUUGGCUUCCCGAUAGACGGAAAGCUUUGUUAGACUACCGCCAUGGAGGAACGAGGAAAUGACACGGGGGAUUGGAGGAUCCCAACUGUGUUGAGCCCUCGACUUGGUGGGUUGGAGAUUGGCAACUAGUUAGAGCCAAAUAGACUUGAUUACGAUCAAUCUGUGUUUUGACCAAAUGUGAAUGCUGUUGCGAAC